GUGGGGCUAAGGAAACGGAGCGAGAGUGACUGUAGCGGCAGUGCUCCUGCGGUGGGUUGCGCACCGGGUCAGCGGCACCAUGGCAGACCAGUCUUUUGUGACGCUAGCCACAAAUGAUUCCUACGUGAAAGGAGCUCUCGUACUGGGUUCAUCACUACGAAACUACAGGACAACGAAGAGGCUGACAGCACUGAUCACUCCCCAUGUCUCAGAUGCAAUGCGGCAAGUAUUGGAAAAAGUUUUCGAUGAAGUGAAGUUGGUGGAUGUCUUGGACAGUGGAGAUUCAGCCCAUCUCGCACUACUGAAGAGGCCUGAGCUUGGUGUUACACUGACAAAACUCCAUUGUUGGGGACUAACACAGUUUUCAAAGUGUGUGUUCAUGGAUGCAGACACAAUGGUUUUGUCAAAUAUUGAUGAGCUUUUUGAAAGAGAAGAACUUUCCGCAGCACCAGAUCCAGGUUGGCCUGACUGUUUCAAUUCAGGAGUUUUUGUCUAUCGCCCUUCCAUUGAAACAUUCAAUCAACUGUUGCAGCUUGCCAUAGAGAAAGGCAGCUUCGAUGGUGGGGACCAGGGCUUACUAAACACCUUCUUCAGCAGUUGGGCAACUACGGACAUUAACAAGCACCUGCCAUUUAUUUAUAACCUAAGCAGUAUUUCUAUCUACUCCUACCUCCCAGCAUUUAAAGCGCAGAACUAUUCUUCUUCUGACAGGUUUGGGACAAAUGCUAAAGUUGUGCACUUCCUGGGGAGAAUGAAACCGUGGAACUACACAUAUGACUCCAAAGCCAAAAGUGUCAAAGAAGAUGCUCAAGAUCCCACAAUGGUUCAUCCAGAGUUCCUCAACAUGUGGUGGAAUACUUAUGUCACAAACAUCCUGCCAUUGCUACAUCAGCACGGUGCCAUUAAAGACACAGCUACCGGUGUGAAGGCGCUAUCGGGCUUGGUCUAUUCACUGGCUUUCUCUUGUGGCUUCUGUAGAGAGGAAGAGGUAGCAGAGGCGGUCUCCCACCUGUCGCUUUCACCUGCAGCCCUGCCGCCCUCCCCACCGUCGCCGCCAGCUAUGUCCUCAGAGGAGCGCAAAGAAAGAUGGGAGCAGGGUCAGGCUGACUAUAUGGGCGCAGACAGCUUUGACAACAUCAAGAAAAAACUUGAUACCUACCUCCAGUAGAAACACUUGUAUCUGUUCUACAGACAUCAGCAAUCCAAGGACUUGUUUCAGAGCUAUAGCAACUAGAAAAGUCAGAUAGGGUCAAUAAACUUGCUAGCAGCUUUGCGGCUGCUCAGCUAAAGUCUGUUGGCAGUACCACAGGUAAGAACUGAGCAAAAGCUGUUUAAAGUAUGACUCCUUGUGCCAAUUGUGUGUCCAACAGCCAGAACUUUUUCUCUUGCACAAAAGCUAACCAACAUGCCUGCAAAGAACUCAUUGGGAUCAGGGCACUCAACUGGCUUGAAACAUACUCCUUAGACCCAUAGGGACUGUGCUUUACCUCUCCUGGCCUGCACACCCAAACCACAUUUUGCUUGCUAUGUUAAUGUAAGGACUAGAGGUUAAGGCAGCUACAAUGAGGGUGCCUUAUGAUGAGGACACAAAGACAUGCAACAUCCUAACUGUAACAACACUGCUUCCCUGUCAAUUCCAGCCAUAUCGAAGAUUCUGACCAGACUUCUAUGCGCGGUACCUACAGCAUGGCAAAUGCUUUUGUUCAGUUCUGUAUAUAUCUGGGCCUAGUUUAAAAACAACCACCCUUUGAACUGCUACCUGUAAUAUGGCACUCUAAAUACAAAAUAAAAAAUAAUGGUAAAAUUC
Varanus komodoensis (Komodo dragon) is the source of this 1807-nucleotide messenger RNA. RefSeq names its product glycogenin 1 (gene GYG1). NCBI's taxonomy places the organism in Eukaryota, Metazoa, Chordata, Lepidosauria, Squamata, Varanidae. Gene Ontology annotation, cellular component: cytoplasm. The transcript has 8 exons. Gene Ontology annotation, molecular function: glycosyltransferase activity. The record is from RefSeq and is a predicted model, not a curated record. The coding region runs from base 80 to 1168 and encodes 362 amino acids.